GAGAGUAAGUGCUCGAGAAAACGCCCGGCAGCCGGAAACAGCGCGGUAGAUUUACCGCAGUCGCUGGUUUAACUGCAGCGGCGAGCGGUGAUGAUCAUAAACCCGCGAACUGAUGAAAAGCGGCACGACUGAUAUUCAUAUGUGCUCUGACAUCAUCAAGCACGACGGCCAGAAGUGAUGCUGCAAGGACGGACUUCCUCAGUCAAGGACAGCAAGAAGGAUGUGACCUCGCCUGUGGGGGUCGAACUUCCUCGUCUCUUGAGAGGUCCUUAUAAGCCUUCCUACAGCUGUGUCCUCAGCACCCUUACUUCUUCAUCUUUUCUUGUACACCAGUGUGAGAAGAGCGAUGGCGCGGAGUCCUGCAGACAGCGACGGAAAUCAGGAUCCGGCAGUCACGGGAUCCUCCGCCUGGUUCCGUAGCUACAUGCAUGGCGGGACGUCCACCGUCAUCUCCACUCUGGUCAGCUUUCCCGUCUACAAGACGGUGUUCCGCCAGCAGGUGCACAACAUCACGGUCCUAGAGGCGUUGCGACAGCUGUGCGGGGAGGGGCCUCUAAAGCUGUACCGAGGCAUAGCUCCACCCCUGCUGAUGAAGACCCUCAAUGGGACCCUCCUUUUUGGCCUCCAGGACACUAUCCUACAGCAGCUUCUCUGGACUGGCUCAGUCUUACCUAGGAAUGCCCUUCCGGCCCUGGCCGGGCUCGGGGUGGGUGUGGUUGAGGCUCUGAUUUUCACCCCCUUCGAGCGCGUGCAGAACAUCCUGCAGAAUAGCAGCAAUGACCGCAGCCUGCCCACCCUCAGGAGAAUCCUGGUCCGACUAAGCUCUGAAACGUUAGCCUCUGGCUUUUACCGAGCCUUCCUGCCCAUACUUGCCCGCAAUGCCUUAGGAAACACCAUCUACUUCGGCCUGAAGGAUCCCGUGUCCAGUGCCUUUAAGGAGCGUGGCCUUUCCCCCAUAGCGUCCUCCUUCCUCUCUGGCGUGGUCAACUCUAUGUUGAUCAGCCUGUCUGUGUAUCCUCUGUCCGUGCUGGUCGCCAACAUGCAGGCCCAGGUUGGUGGAGAGAGUCUGGGGCUGAGGGUCUGUUGGCAGCAGCUGUGGAAGGCCAGGCAGUUCCGUCUGGCCCAGCUGUAUCGCGGAGGCUCACUGGUCAUCCUCCGCUCCUGCAUUACCUGGGGCAUCACCACGGCCAUAUAUGACCAGCUGAAGAGCUCAAGAUGAUCAGGUUUCAGGGAUUAGUCAAUAUUGAUCUGUACCAAAAAUCAGAUUCCACAGAUGAGCAUGUAUCUGCCCUAUACUGUGCUUCUGUAUCUCUUUAUAUUUUAGCGCUGUACAAAGUGGUGCGUUGAUCUGAAGGUGGCGGAAUAAUUAAUAAUAAUUUCAUGUUUGUGAUGUCAUUUCUGGAGGGUGAGACGAUCCGUUUCUAAACCAGGAUCACGAAAACCAACAGUAUUGCUUACACACUGUGACGAGCACUCGUGCCAUUUUAAAGGGUUUAUGGAGGAAUACAGUUGUGCUCAUUAUUUAUUUGCAUGUCAACGAUAAUGAUGACAAUUUUUAAUAAUACCUUCUGGCCCAAGUCCGUUUUCUACCUCGUGGAAAGGAGAUUCAGAGGAUUGUGUAGUAAAACCUUGCCUGGUGUCUAACAGAGGAAAAGUAUUCCUAAUUAAAACCUCGGGACGAUUUAAAGCCUAAAUAUCUCAGUGUUAUACUAUCGAUUUUUCUCCCAGCUCUAAGCUGCUGAUACGGGAAAAUUGUGUACAUUUCAUAAAGUUGAAAUUUCCCAGUUAUCAGUUUCUGCCAGGUGUUCUCCGAGGAUCUGCUCGUGUCCUGCGGCUCCGGCUGUACUUCAGGCUUUAUCUGUGCGCGUAUGAAUGAUUAUGGCAGUGGGAAUACUGGUUACAUGAAUGCUGGACGUUUUGUUGUUUGCUUUAUCAGGUGAAAAAAAUUCCUCGUCUGUGUGAAUAAGAUGAAAUGUGUCACGACCGUGACGCCUCAGUGGAAGUGGCUUUGCUUGAAUCUGAUUUACAGUGAAAAAUAAAUAUUAAAGCACUUUUAUUAUGUUUUUUAAAACCUCAUUAGUUUGUUCCUUAUUUAAAUGUUAUUAUUUCGAGUAUUUAUUUGAUCAAUGUGUCUGCUGUCACCCCCUGAUCUGAGUGUCAGCACCUCCUCCUACUUGCUGUCCCACCCAGAACAGGAUUUGUUGUUGCCCCGUCUUUUUUUCACUUAUUGCAUUUUUGUGAAGCAAAAUAAAUCAAAUACAAACA
This is a messenger RNA of Pygocentrus nattereri (red-bellied piranha), 2265 nucleotides long. RefSeq names its product solute carrier family 25 member 53. Bases 347 to 1219 code for a protein of 290 amino acids. The transcript is spliced from 2 exons. The record is from RefSeq and is a predicted model, not a curated record. Lineage: Eukaryota; Metazoa; Chordata; Actinopteri; Characiformes; Serrasalmidae.